AUGCCGAACCUAUUGGCGACAGCUUCUCAAGUUGCAAAUUCUUUAUCUAAUUUAAAAGCAAAAUAUAUAAAGUAUCUGGAAACAUUAUGUUCUGCAAAUGGAAUCGAUAUUUCCACACUCAAAACGGAAGGAGAUUCUCACAAAAUUCUGGAAAUGUAUUUUGGUGGAUUGCCAGUUCUUGUUGGUCUAAAAUAUUUCUCUCAUUUAUCAACUCUUCGCCUUUUUGGACAACAGAUAACUUGUUUGAAACCACUUGGAGAAGUUGCUCCAACUCUUGAAGAACUAUGGGUUUGUGAAGGAGCAGUUAAAGAUUUGGCUGGAAUUGAUCAUUGCAUUAGACUCAAAAAACUAUAUCUCUAUGAUAAUUCUAUCGAAGAUGCAAGCUGUCUUUCCGCGCUUACUAAUUUGCAACAUCUCAGCUUGGCCAGUAACAAAUUAAAGACACUUACGGUAAUUUUAACGAAUUUUUGGUUCCUCCAAAACCUGAAAGAUAUGACACAUCUCUCCUUGGCUGACAACAAAAUGAAGGAUUACGUCAUUGGCAGUGUAGUUUGGCCAGAAAACGUACAGCAUCUGGAUGUUUCUGCCAACUGCUUUUCCUCAAAUCGAGCUCUCUUUCCAUUAACAAUGCUUUCUUCUCUCCGUUCUCUGAAUAUUGAUCCGAUAACAUCCCAAUCUCAAGUAUCCCCCAAUCUAUUCUUUGCCUGGAUUGCUCAUUCCUUUCGAUUCAUCGAGUCUAUUGAUGAUGACCCAAUUUCGGAAUCGUUUGUUGUUACGUUUCGACCAAUGGUUGAUACUAUUUUCGCUGAAAAAUUGGGAAAACUGGCGAAAGCAGAUGAAAAAUAUUAUAAGGAUUUGCGAAUCGUAGACAAGCAUACUGGGAAAAUUGAAAAUCGAUUGGCAUGUCUGGCGGAAGCAUUGACGGUUUAUAAGGAUGGAAUGCAGACAAAAGAUGCGAAAAAGGAAAUUGUGAAACGAGUUCAUGAGAUUUGUGUGAACAAUUCGAAAGCUGUGAAAAACAUUAAAAAAAACUACGCAUUGUUAUCAGAAUAUAUUCGAGCUCUGGCGAAGUAUCGUAUCGCAUGUGAUCUGGAAUCCUGCCAAACUUUUGAUUUGAGAGAUGGAACUCCAGAAGAAGUUGCUUUCAUUACACAGACUCUAAACUACAGUUGCUCAAUGAAAAACAGUUAUGAGAUCAUUGUGAAAUCCUGUUCACUGGUUGGAAAUGUAUCUAAAAAUGAAACCGAACGGAUGUUUAUUCUAGAAAAGGAUUCAACCGAAAAACUUUUUGAUAUAAGAACAAUAUUCAAUUUACUGGAUAGAUUUACCAGGAGAGACUACACAAAACAUUCAGUUCGACUCGUCAGAGAUUUUGAAGUUAUCAAAAAACAAGCAAAAGAGAAAACGACAAUUUUCUUCAUUCCACUAGUCCUCUCCAAAGCUGCAACUGCUCGUGGUGCCUCAAAGUUCAUAGAUGACGAUGGAAUGUCUUCUUCGAAUGAUAAUAUAGUAUGGUCUGAUAUCAGUUUGGUUGCUGUGCUGGCUGUGGAAAUCCAACCAAUUGGGCAGUUGACAACGGAUCAAUUGAGAUAUAUGGAUCAAUUCGAAGAUUCGUAUAAUGAACAAUUAAAAAAGUUGAAUGAUAUGAAUAUCAAAUUGGAUGUUAAAGAAGAAAGACAUCGUCGAAACGAAGACCCUGCUGAAACUUCAAUUGAGGCAGUUAGUAACCAACAAUCGAAAAUCAAAAAGGUAUCUGAUGUACUGUCCAACAUAAGUAAUUUGACCGGGAGAGCUUGUGACGAGAAGAUACCAUUUGAUUGGUUCACAAUAAGGAAUCCAUUGGAAAUUGCACUUGCUUAUUUUGAUUUUAAACCAAUUAAAGAGAUUAAUGAUAUGAUGGUUCGAUUAACGGUAUUGGAACUUUGUGAUCAUAAACUCACUAAAUUAGCAGGUAUUCAAGAGCUUGUCAGUUUACAGUAUCUUUCUAUUCGCAAGAACAAAUUAACUUCUCUCAAAAAACUUACCCGGCUACCAUGCUUAAAACUUCUUGACGCAUCAUUCAACCACAUUUCCAAACUUGAUCAAUUACCCAGCUCUCUUCUCUAUGUUGAUUUGAGUCACAACCGAUUACAAACAUUAUCAGUUUGUCAAAGUUUGGGAAAUGUUCGACAUCUCCGUGUUCAUCGAAACCAGAUCAAAUCAAUGAAAGGAGUGGAAUCAUGUGUACAAUUGGAAUUGUUUUUCAUCAAUGAUAAUCUUCUAAAAGAUAAAAAUGACUUGGAACUUUUGAAAGCACUGCCAAAGUUGACUCAUUUGGAUAUAUCAGCCAAUCCGUUGAGUACUGCAGAAGGAUACCGAUCAAAAGUCAUGCAAGCCGCCCAAUACUUGAUUUCUCUCGAUAGACAAAUUAUUCCUCUGGAAGAACGUCAUGUGAAUACUAUGAAACAAACAACAAGAGGAUUAAGUUUAGAGUUGAUCGAAAGGAUAUGUCCCGAGUGGAGAAGUAAAAGGGAACUCAUGAUUUGUGAUCAGAAAAUUGAGCAGAUUAUUUUGGAAAAAGCACAGAUGGACGAAUUAUCCCAUAUCCGUCUGAUAGACUUAUCAAAAAACCGACUGUCCAGUGUUCGAGAAAUCUGUUCAUUCAAUAUAACUCAUUUGAUACUGAACAACAACUGUCUGAAGACUAUUGCAACUACUGACGGACAAACUCUUCAACCUUUUUCUUGUCUUGAGAAUCUUGAUAUUUCUAAUAACGCAAUUAACAAUACAACUAUCCUCCGCCUGGGAAUUCCUCUUCUUUUGAAAUUAAGAUUCAUCAACAUGUCUUCGAAUUCCUUAUCUAGGUUCGACUGUUCUAUAUUUGAUCUUCCUAAUCUGGAAUCGAUUGAUUUGAGUAACAACGUAAUCAAAACUAUUAUCCGUCGACCACUCCGUUCCCUAACUUCCUUGAAUAUUCAAAAUAACAAGCUAACAACUCUGACUCCAUUGUUUUGCCCCAAUCUGAUUUCUCUAGAUGUUUCCAAUAACAAACUAGCAUCAUGUGCAUCUUUGAAACCACUCUGCGAAUUCAAACUUCUUGAAACUUUGGAUUGUCGCAACAAUUCGGUUACGGAACGAAGAGUUUAUGUAGACUUCAUAAAGGCAAAUGUUUCGUCAGUGAAAAAAUUAGACGACGAACAGAUGAGUAAUGAGAUUGAAGUAACCAAAAGAAGACUCUCACGAGCCAAUGAUAUCAUUUCAUUGAGUAGAAGGAGCAGUAUGGUAACAUCUUCAAUGCUGUUCUGGUUUGAAAGAGAAGAAGUUGAAACAUUGGAUAAUAUGAAAAGAGCAUCGAGCUUCUUGGAGCCAAGUGCUGCUGAGACACCAUCAAGGCCUAGAAGGCUGGAACCUCUGCCAGGAAGACGAAAAACCAAUAGCGAGAGCAAUGGACUCAUGUUAUUGGGAACCAAAGCAGUACAACACAGGAAAUGA
Caenorhabditis briggsae is the source of this 3471-nucleotide messenger RNA. The transcript has 17 exons. NCBI's taxonomy places the organism in Eukaryota, Metazoa, Nematoda, Chromadorea, Rhabditida, Rhabditidae. The record is from RefSeq and is a predicted model, not a curated record. Gene Ontology annotation, cellular component: cytoplasm. The coding region runs from base 1 to 3471 and encodes 1156 amino acids. Gene Ontology annotation, molecular function: protein binding.